This is a messenger RNA of Corticium candelabrum, 760 nucleotides long. RefSeq lists its product as uncharacterized. NCBI's taxonomy places the organism in Eukaryota, Metazoa, Porifera, Homoscleromorpha, Homosclerophorida, Plakinidae. The coding region runs from base 33 to 401 and encodes 122 amino acids. The record is from RefSeq and is a predicted model, not a curated record. The transcript has a single exon.
GCACCUGUUACCAAACAGCAUCCGUUUCUUCCAUGUCGAUCUGCAAUUUCUUUCAGCGUAUUACGCCAAAAGACAAGAGCGUAUUUGUCCCUAUUCCGUUUAAUGCAGAGGAAGAGGCCGCCAAUGAUGCCGUUGGAGAUGAAGAUAACGACCUACUUGCUCUACGGGCCAAACGAAGAAAGACGACAAGCCAGCACACGUACAGUGAGGAAGUGAGGGCAGCUAUUGGAAAGUAUACAGCCCACCACGGGCCUGCUGCAGCAGUCAGAGACUUCACUAGGCAACUGCGCUGGAACGUGCCUGAGUCAACAGUCCGCAAGUUCCGUGAUUUGUACAAGGUGGAACUGCAACGCCAUGAGUGUACUUGGCUGCCAAUUGCACAAUUUAAAACCGCACAAUAGAGUUGAAGGAGUGAUUUUGGACAAAAUGGCACAAUAUUAUGUACACACGAUUUUCUGGUUUUACGGUAUUUAGUCCUUUCCUGAGUGUGUAGAAACAGAUGAAAUGCAAUCAAUGCAAAAUCUAGCUUUUAAUUAAAGCAAAUUCUUUACAGCAAUGUUGGUGUGUAGUACAUACUGCUAAUGCUAACUAAAAGAGUAACGUCUUAUUUUAGUAGAUAGUGAAGCAACUAAACUCUUUGUCGCGUUGAAAGGGCAAACAAAUUUGAGAGUUUGUACACGUAGUGCACACUAAACGUUCAUACGUUUGAAAUUGCUUACAUAUUAUCUACCAACAAGUUUCUAGAAUUGAAAUACUUGUG